CUUUGAAGCUUCAAACGCGCUACAUUUAUCUAAACAUGAAGUUCCUCAUCGUCUUCGUCGCCCUCUUCGCUGUGGCUCUGGCAGCACAUGCUGACACGGAAAUUGUAAGGAGCGAAUCUGAUGUUGGACCCGAGAGCUACAGUUAUAGUUUUGAAACAUCUGAUGGCCAGUCCGCCCAAGAGCAGGGCGAACUUGAGAAUCCUGGCUCAGAGCAUGAGGCUAUUUCCGUUCAUGGCAGUUACAAAUACAUUGGCGACGAUGGUCAAACCUACGAAAUCACCUAUGUUGCCGAUGAGAACGGUUUCCAGCCUCAGGGCUCUCAUAUUCCCAAAUAAUAAUAAAAUGAUUGAUUAUUGAGCAAA
Drosophila innubila is the source of this 362-nucleotide messenger RNA. Its product is annotated as larval cuticle protein 65Ag1-like. The coding region runs from base 36 to 335 and encodes 99 amino acids. Gene Ontology annotation, molecular function: structural constituent of chitin-based larval cuticle. The record is from RefSeq and is a predicted model, not a curated record. Lineage: Eukaryota; Metazoa; Arthropoda; Insecta; Diptera; Drosophilidae. Gene Ontology annotation, cellular component: chitin-based extracellular matrix. The transcript has 2 exons.